AUGGGGACAGCUAUGACGGUGGUUUCGGGGAGUGGUGCGAGUGAUAGGGAGGAAGAGAGGAUGAGUGGGGAAAUGGAGGAGAGUGGGGUAGUGGAGGAGAGUUGGAGUAGUGGAGGAGAGUGGAGUAGUGGAGAGUGGGCAUCGUAUCCCCUCUUGCAGCAGGUGACGAUGGCCUCUGAACACGUGGCGGAUCCUGAUUGGUCGGAGGAGCUGGCAGAGGAGCAGCAGGUGGUGCAGGUGCGGGAAGAAGAGGGUCAGGUGGAUGAUCAGGUGAAUGCUCAGGUAGUUGAGCAAACAGGUGAGCAGCAGCAGCAACAGGAUGAAGGGAAGGUAGCAGCAGCAGCAGCAGCAGCAGGCAGAGCGAUGGCUGCGAAUGUGGCGUGGGUGGGCAAUGAUGGGAUGGGUACUUCAGCAGCAGGCGACGAUGGGGCAAUGAGGCAGAUUGGCGAGGAUGCGUAUGUUUAUGACAUGGGUGAUGGCGUGGGAGCAUGUGAGGAGCUGGAUUGGAGCAGAGAUGUGGGUGAUGGGGGGUGGGAGUACAGGGGUGGUCAAGUGAGUGGACUAGGGAGAGUGAGGUGUGGGAUUGUGGGUGGAACGAGGGAUGGGGGCGAGGUGCUGGGGGCGAGUGGUGUGAGAGCAGGCGGUCCUUUUGCCAGUGUUGCUGCCAGUGUUGCUGUCAAGUUGGACGGGCGGAGUGAGGAGGGGAGAGAGGAGAUAAGGGAGGAGAAAGAGGUGAUGGUGGAGGAGAGAGAGGAGAUAGUGGAUGAGAGGGAGGAGAUAGGAGCAAAGGACAAGGAGGAGGAGGAUGUGGAGAGGGAGGCGGAGGUAGAGAGGGAGGAGGAGGAGGUUGAGAGCGAGGAGGUAGAGAGGGAGGACGAGGAGGUGGAGAGAGAGGAGGAGGUUGAGAGCGAGGAGGAGGACGUGGUGGAGCAAGAGAGAGAUGAGGAGAGGGAGGAGGAGGAGGAGGAUAGAGAGCGAGGAGGGAGGAGGAAGGGGGAGAGGGAGAGGAGGGAGGGGGAUGGACGAGUGGAGUGA
This is a messenger RNA of Closterium sp. Naga37s-1, 1035 nucleotides long. The record is from the annotation of a GenBank genome assembly. Lineage: Eukaryota; Viridiplantae; Streptophyta; Zygnematophyceae; Desmidiales; Closteriaceae.